This is a messenger RNA of Pogonomyrmex barbatus (red harvester ant), 1974 nucleotides long. RefSeq names its product 5-aminolevulinate synthase (gene Alas). Gene Ontology annotation, molecular function: 5-aminolevulinate synthase activity; pyridoxal phosphate binding. Gene Ontology annotation, biological process: heme biosynthetic process; erythrocyte development; hemoglobin biosynthetic process. Gene Ontology annotation, cellular component: mitochondrion. The record is from RefSeq and is a predicted model, not a curated record. Lineage: Eukaryota; Metazoa; Arthropoda; Insecta; Hymenoptera; Formicidae.
GUUUUCGCAAAUGCUAGUACCGAAACGCGCCGUCGCACGCGUCAGUAAUGGUCAGUAGCAGAUUCGCCAUCGAGUCGAGUGGUCGUCUUUCACGUUCUCACAAACGAUUGUCCGAAUUAUCUUCCUCGCUCGCCUCGCAUUUCUCCAAGCUUGCAGCGAAGUCGAACUUUUGGUCUGAAUUUCGAUUUCCACUUUCAGCUGAUCCAACAGUACGUCCGACGCGGUGCCAGCGAUCUUCGUGUCAUUAACGCUGCAAAAGAUCUUCUGAAAACAAUGCCGUGUCCAUUCUUAGCUCGCCUGUCUGCAAACUACGUUCGCAACUAUGGGUCAACUUUGUUAAUGAACUAUCGGCAACAUUGUCCGGUAAUGUCGAAGUUCAGUACGAUGGCAGAAUCAGAAGAGUCUCAGCCAAUUCCGGAGCCGAUAGAGAAUCAGUGUCCCUUCUUGUCCAGGGAACGAGACGCCGUAAAGAAAGCCAGUCUAGCGAUGGAGGAAGAUGUUAUCAAUCUAGGUGCUAUGGAGCAGAAGGAGGAGGCGCAUUUCGGCUAUGAGGAAUUCUUUCAUGAACAAAUUAUGCAAAAGAAGAAGGAUCAUUCAUACCGGGUAUUUAAGAAGGUGAAUCGUCUGGCUGAAAAAUUUCCAGUUGCUAUGGAGUACUCGUGGGGCGAGAAAUCCAUAACUGUAUGGUGCUCUAAUGAUUACCUGGGAAUGUCGCGUCAUCCCGCGGUGACCGGCGCAGUUCGAGAAGCGCUGGAUAAAUUUGGUGCCGGUGCUGGAGGCACGAGGAACAUAUCUGGUAACUCCAUGGGUCACGAGAAAUUGGAGAAGCGGCUGGCACUGCUGCAUCAAAAGGAGGCCGGUCUGCUCUUCACUUCUUGCUUCGUCGCCAACGAUUCCACUUUAUUUACUUUAGCAAAAAAUCUACCGAACUGCCAUGUGUUCUCUGAUGCUGGAAAUCAUGCCUCCAUGAUACAAGGUAUAAGGAACAGCGGCGUGCCAAAGCAUAUAUUCCGGCAUAAUGAUGUGGAUCAUUUAGAGGAGCUCCUGUCCAAAGUAGAUAAACGCGUGCCGAAAAUCGUGGCGUUCGAGACAGUACAUUCCAUGACCGGCGAUAUCUGUCCAUUGGAAAAGCUGUGCGAUGUCGCGCAUAAAUACGGAGCGAUAACAUUCGUUGAUGAAGUUCACGCAGUCGGUCUGUAUGGCAAUACAGGCGCCGGUAUUGGCGAAAGAGAUUGGGUGCUUCACAAAAUGGAUAUUAUCUCCGGGACCUUGGGAAAGGCUUUUGGCAAUAUAGGCGGCUAUAUUGUUGGUUCUUCGAAAUUGAUUGACAUGAUAAGAAGUUAUGCGGCUGGCUUUAUUUUUACUACUUCACUACCGCCCACUGUAUUAUAUGGAGCCCUAACAUCCGUCGAGAUCUUGGCAUCAGAUGAAGGCAGGUCGUUGAGGACGAAUCAUCAGAAAAAUGUGGCCUAUAUGAAGUCUAUUCUUACUGCCGCUGGUCUUCCAUUAGAACCAUCGCCUUCUCACAUCAUUCCAAUAAAGAUAGGAGAUCCAUUGAUAUGUAGUCAAAUAGCGGACCAUUUGUUAAGAGAUAAAGGGCACUAUAUACAAGCUAUAAAUUAUCCUACAGUUCCAAAGGGUGAAGAGAAAUUAAGAUUAGCUCCAACACCGAAACACACCGAAGCCAUGAUGAAUAAAUUCGUGCAAGACGCACUGGACGUUUUUCAUCAACUAAAUAUACCUAAAAUAACCACGAAACCAGAUGCGCCGCGUGCUAUCCUGGUUCAUUGACGAAUGUAUAGAAUAUACCCAUGAUUAUCGUACAAAUAUAAUAAAACCUAUUUGCGUAUAAAUAUUUAUUUAUCUAGCCUGUUUAUCAGUGUUAUAUUCCAACAACAUUUGGAAUUAUUAGUAUAUGAAUCAUGCAUUAUCAAAGUUAAUUAUUAAGAGGUCUAAAUAAAGUUAAUCGAUAAA